GCCAAAGAGACACCGCCGCUUGAGGGCCUUUCCAUUUCACAUUUCCUGUCGUAAGCUUGGGCAGUGGCUUAGUGAAGAAGACGAUGGGCUGGAACCACCCACACAUCUCCUUGGAGCAACUCUUGAAUCUGAUCAAAGGUUUUGUAGAUAUACUGCUUCUGCUUUCUGGGUAUCAAUCCUCUGGUCGCCUUGCCCACUGGGACUCCCACAACAUCAAAAAAGCCUUCCAAUGGGGGCUCUUCUUUGAGAAGGUCCUUGGAAGUUUUGGCUGCUCAGAUGAUUAUGUGGGCUCUAUGGAGGAACUUGAUGCAGCUCUAUCUGAAAUGACAUCUGCUGCUUCUCUUCCUAAGGGGCUUGCACAUCUUUCAUCUGCUACUCUUACUACUGCACGGGGCUUUGUGUUAGAACAUCUCAUUCAUACCUUGCCUUUGAGGGAUGCACAUCUCAGAGCUUUGCUGAUGGCAACUGUAGAGAUGGAUCUUGAAGAGUUAUCAGAAACUGAGCAUGAUAUUCUGAAUGCAUACUUCAACAAGUUGAAGUUGCAGAAUACAACGCUUCAACGAAGCAUUGCACCAGCUACAAAGAUUGAAAAUUGCGCCGGUGAUGGUUUCACCAAGUAUGUGGUGCAAGAGCUCUUGAAGCGGUGGUCUAAAGUUUCUUUAAUAUCAGCGGUUGAGGCAGGCUUAGAUGUUCUUUCUCAAAAUGUUAGACACAAUAGUUGGAGCGAGUUUGAUGAUAGCUUGUUAAAAGAACAACUAAAGCAUGAAAAUGCUCCAGAGAUUGUAGAGUGGUUGGUUGGUUCUCUGACAUGGAACCGUUGGAAAUCAAAGAAUCUCUCCUAUUUUCUUGAUAAGAGAACUAUUCAAUUAGUGUCCGGUGCCAGCAUGAUAUUUGCUGCCUCUAAGAUUCAGUGGGUACAAAUUUUUGAACGGCUGAAUUUGAAUGUUUCAGCAGGUUGCAGUGAUGAUGGUCUGUGCGAAACAAUUGAGCUCUUGUUACUAGGGUGCAUUACAAGCAGAUGGACUUCUCUAAUUGAACAAUUGGUGUCAGUUUCUUAUGAUUGCAAAAAUAUCUCGGAGCAAUAUCAUGACGUGUGCAACUUACUUUUUGGAAGAUCUACAGCUCCUAUUUCUAAACAGGAAGCAGUGAGUACAAAGGAUAGUGACAUUCUCGAGUAUUUGAGUGGACUGCUGGGAAGUCAGCUGCAUCAGUUGUGGAAAAUAUCCCCAUCCCUUGUAGCCGUUGCAAUUCCAUCCUGGUCACCCUUGUUUAGACUUUAUUUGAGCGAAAUUCAGAUUCAGUUUAGAGGAGAGUUUUCAACAAUGAGAUGCUGCGACUGUGCUCAUGAUAUGAAGGAGCACAAUGACUGUGAACUUGCUGAGAGAAUUUGGUGCCUUUACAUUUUUCAUGUUUGUGGCUCACAUCUAAUUGCCCGAAGUCGUGAUGGUGAUUAAAUGUUUCAGUAUCAGGUAUGGCCGGUGGGAACUUUUGAUGUAAGAGUCUACCUCAUCCCACGUGUGACGUAUAUUCUUCCAGGAAAGUUCACUAUCAAGAGCCUUUGAUUGAAACAGUAGCCAAAUACAACAGAUAAUCACAAGCAGCUUUUUAGAGACGAUCCAUUCAAAAAGUUUUGUAUCACUUGACUGACAUUACAUCACUAGA
This is a messenger RNA of Prunus avium (sweet cherry), 1662 nucleotides long. RefSeq names its product fanconi anemia group F protein (FANCF). Gene Ontology annotation, biological process: interstrand cross-link repair. The record is from RefSeq and is a predicted model, not a curated record. NCBI's taxonomy places the organism in Eukaryota, Viridiplantae, Streptophyta, Magnoliopsida, Rosales, Rosaceae. Gene Ontology annotation, cellular component: Fanconi anaemia nuclear complex.